Molecule: messenger RNA, 2157 nt
Organism: Phaedon cochleariae (mustard beetle)
Lineage: Eukaryota; Metazoa; Arthropoda; Insecta; Coleoptera; Chrysomelidae
Source: the annotation of a GenBank genome assembly
UUUUAUACUUGGGACUCUGCUGUGGUGACUGAUACACAUUGGUUUGCCCAUUUAAAAUCACCCUGUAUGUGUCAAUUAAUAUAAGGUAUAGGAGGAUAUGAAUAUACUGGUUAAAACUGCCGAGAAAUGCAUUCUUGGUACACAUUAUUCAAUUUGAAUGCACUUCAAGAAUAAUAACGCAAAUAAAACUUUGAAUUAUUUCAUGGUACAAUCAUCUAGAAGAGACCAAAAAGGAGGACGAGAUCGAUUUCUCUACGUAGGUGCGCCGAUUAGUAAAAUCAUCAAGAAAAAUGCAGUGUUAAAAUUAUUUAAAUUACCUAAUUGUUACAGACACGAUGCACUAACAUUUUGAAAAACGAACACUCAUUUAUUCAAUAAAACAGCUGACACCGCCUUUUCAGUUUUCACAACAAUAACAUAAAAAAUAUAGACAUUUUUAGCACACUUCUGAUUCUGAACACGAAACUCGAAACUUCAAUCGUCAAAAAUGCAUAGCACAACAAAAAUAAUGUCAAAAUAUCAACAGUGUUGUGAAAUUGUCGUUUACAGGAAGUGAUCCGGCAACAGUGUCGUAUCAUACUUCUUCUUAGUUUCUGGUAAUCUUUCAGUGUCGGACAUGUAUCUUAUCGUUUAUUGUCGUCAUAUCAUCAAGCUCAGUCAUAUCGUGUCUACAAAUGGAAAAGUACUGCUUGAGACAAUGAACUUUAGAUCUUAGAUCUGCUUCGUAGUACUUGAGUUGAUGAAAAGAGAAGUUGUGAAGUUAGUUUCUAUGGUUAUGGGAUUCAAUUUUUGUUUAUUUACUUUAUUUUAAACUGUUUGUGAAAAGUUGAAUGACAAAUAAUAAUUUUAAAUCGAGUUUAAAAUCAUUAAAAUAUUAAGAACCAGUUCUCAAUUGCUUACCAACCAGUAUGACUCUAAAUAACGAGUCCGAACGAAAUUACAUAAUCGGAACUUGUAUGAAGAUGUGUCCAGAAAAAGAGAUCAAAAUGCGUGAACGUGAGAGAUUACUACACAUAUUCGAAAUUGUUCAAGGGACAGAAAACCAUCCAAUGCCAAUAGCUCAAAUAGAUCAAAUGGUCAAGUGUUUUUCACGUUCAGCUGCUGGAAAAUUUAUGCAAGAUCCAGAAAACUUGAGACCCCCGGCUGUCCUUCUAGAAACUGUAAACUACCUUCUUGAUAACAUUGCAGGAAGAACUGAUGUGUCAUGGUUAAUCAUUUAUGAUUUUAUAAUGGAUAGACUCAGAUCAGUAAGGCAGGACAUGGUGAUCCAAAAUGUCUCAAGAGCAUAUCAAAUAACUAUAUUACAACCUAUAAUUAGAUUCCUUGCUUAUGCUUCAUACAGGUUAUGUGAAGAAAAUGUAACAGAUUUUGACCCACAUAUCAACAACACCCAUCUACAAGAGUGUUUGAAGAGGUUAUUAUGCAUGUAUGAUUACUAUGAUGAACUCAAUGAUACUUCAAAAGAUGGAUCUGGCUUUUUCAUUGAUUUGUUGAAAGAAAGUCGCCAGUAUUUUGAAUCUCUAUAUGUAAUUUUCAAUUUAGGAAGUACUACUGCUAUAACUAGAGCUAUCAAUUUGAGUAGCAAAUGGAGGAGUCAUUUAAUUGAAACAUCUCUGGAAAUUUCAAUUUCAUACUUGAAUGGUAAUUUUGUUAGAGUAUGUAAGGCCAUUGAAAGGUUACCAACAUUAUUAGCUUCACUUGCUACUCUACAUUUACCUGAAUUGAGAAGGAGUAGCUUCAAAAUAAUGUCAACUGCCUACCAUUCCAAAAAUUUAAGAUAUCCUCUUGAUGCCUUGCAGCAUCUACUAUUAUACAAUACACAGGAUGAGAUAAUCUAUGAUUGUAAAUAUUAUGGUUUGAAUGUCCUGAAUAAUGGGAUUCAGUUUUCAAAGACUGACUUUGAUCAAAAUAAACCAAAAGUGCAUUCUAGACGGUCAAAAGAAAUUGAUAUCAAAUUGAGCAAUAUAGAUAUUUCAACAUUAUUACUAUUUGGGGAAUGAGAAUAUUCCUCAAAUGGGCCAAUUAGAGACUGAUAUCAUUUGAUUAAAUUUAGUAUUGUACAAAAAUCCAACUGAUGUAUAUACCUCAUAAAUCAUCGACUUUUUUAUACUCAAUAAGUUUACAUGAAUUUGUUAUUUUAUGUAUAAUUAGUAGAAA